Psammomys obesus (fat sand rat) is the source of this 1111-nucleotide messenger RNA. RefSeq names its product peroxisomal biogenesis factor 10 (gene Pex10). Gene Ontology annotation, biological process: protein import into peroxisome matrix. Gene Ontology annotation, cellular component: peroxisomal membrane. Bases 23 to 997 code for a protein of 324 amino acids. NCBI's taxonomy places the organism in Eukaryota, Metazoa, Chordata, Mammalia, Rodentia, Muridae. The transcript is spliced from 6 exons. Gene Ontology annotation, molecular function: zinc ion binding. The record is from RefSeq and is a predicted model, not a curated record.
AGUGCGAGCGCCCGUCCAGGCCAUGGCGCUGGCAGGUGCGCCUGAAGUGAUCCGGGCGGCGCAGAAGGACGAGUACUACCUGGGAGGCCUGCGGAGCGCGGCGGGUGCAGCGCUGCACAGCCUAGCGGGUGCAAAGAAAUGGCUGGAAUGGAGGAAAGAGAUCGAACUGCUAUCAGACAUAGCCUACUUUGGCCUCACCACAAUUGCAGGCUACCAGACACUGGGAGAGGAGUAUGUUGGCAUCCUCCAGGUGGACCCAUCCCAGCAGCGUGUGCCCUCCAGACUGCGCCGUGGCGUGCUGGUUGCACUACAUGCUGUCCUGCCCUACCUGCUGGACAAGGCACUGCUGCCCCUAGAGCAGGAGCUGCAAGCUGAUGGCGACGGCACACGGGCUUCACAGGGAAGUCUACCACCUGGAGGACGCAGCCGAUCGGGGAUGAGGCGCUGGGUGCGCCUCCACACAAACACCCUGACUGAGCAGCAGAGGAGGACACUACAGCGGGCCGUCUUCAUCCUUAGACAGGGCUUUGCCUGCCUCCAUCGGCUCCAUGUUGCCUGGUUUUAUAUUCACGGUGCCUUCUACCACCUGGCCAAGAGACUAGUGGGGAUCACGUACCUCCGUACUCACCGCCUUCCUGGAGCGGACCUGAGGGCACGCACAAGCUACCGACUGCUGGGACUUAUCUCCCUGUUGCAUCUGGCGCUGUCCGUGGGGCUGCAGCUGUACAGCUUCAGGCAGAAGCAGCGAGCCAGGAAGGAGUGGAGGCUGCAUCGCAACCUGUCCCACCGCAGGAGUUCCCUGGAAGACAGAGCUGUUUGCAGAGCCCCACUCUGUACCCUGUGCUUGGAGGAGCGGAGACACUCCACAGCGACGCCUUGUGGCCAUCUCUUCUGCUGGGAGUGCAUUACUGAGUGGUGCAACACCAAGACGGAGUGUCCCCUGUGCAGGGAGAAGCUCCCACCCCAGAGGCUGGUCUACCUGAGGCACUACCGCUGACCAGGACCAGAUUGUUACCAGACAGCUCCAGGAAGUGGAUGGAAGUUCAUGGAGCUGUGUCCUCAGAAGUGUAGUUGCGCAGAAAUAUAAAAUCCUCACACUGUUGUCAUUGAA